UGAAAUUCAAAUGGUAUUUGCAACGAGAACUGGACAUCCUCUACUCGCCGCGAGAGGGCGCGACUUCCGUGUUUCCAGAAUCUCGGAUUUUUUUAUCUCGUUCAAAAUGCGUUAUCAGAGCAUCGUUCGGCCGUCCAUCGGAUUGGUCAUCAGAUGGUUUCUGUUAAGGAAAAUUGGGAAAUUCCCUACGACCCUGCAGGUCCUGCGAAGAUGCGUUUCCCCCCCUGAUCCUUUGACGUCUCUUGCCAUUUCCUAUUUUACCAUUGUAAUGGUGGAGGACGUUUUUUUUUUCGCACUUGGUACAUGUUAGUGUGUCACACCGAAGGGAAAAAAAUAGGGGAAUUCUGGGGGUGAAUCGCGUCUGGGUUGAUCCUAGGCGAAGACGUUCGAAGGGCAGUCCUCUGUGCUGGGGGGGUGCAGUGAACUAUGUCGCUGGAAGGGCGUCGUCAGCUGGUCGCAGUCGUCGCGCGUUUGGGGGUUAGAGUAAAUAUAUAAAGAGUUUUUCUUUUUUUGGGGGGGUGUUAAAGAGGUGGGCUCCUGAAAGGGACGUUGUUAGAUGAGAUCGCGUCUGGAGCGGUGUCCUGGCGAGGGCUGCAAGUGUCGAUGUUGAAAUGGAUUAUGAGCUGGAAGUGUUUGAGGUGUACGAGGAUGGUGGGGACCAUCAGAAGGAGCAGGGUGCUGCCGGCAAGAAGCACCUGAAGCACACCAGGAAAAAGUGCAAGCAAAAACCUGGGGACCUGGGUGAGAAAUCUGGUGGUGUUGGUGGUGGAGAGAGGGCUGCGAUCAGCCUGAGGGACUCCAUUGUGGGGGCCAUCAGUAAGAUAGUGGUGUGGAGGGACCAGAGGCGUUACCAGACCCCUGUGCCGGACAAGGUUGAGUCACCACCGCAGACAGCAGUGCCACCACUGCAGCAAAGGAAAUCAUUUGUUGUUCCCUUUGGUGACAACCAGAGGAGGAUUCGAGCCAAUGAUCGUGCAUUCAAUUCCCAGUUUAAAUAUGCUAACAAUUAUAUCCAGACCUCAAAGUACACGGUGCUUACAUUCCUGCCACUGAAUCUAUUCGAGCAGUUCCAGCGGUUGGCGAACUUCUACUUCUUGUGCCUUCUAGUGUUGCAACUGAUCCCAGCCAUCAGCAGUUUGACGCCGGUGACGACUGCUCUGCCUCUGAUCGGUGUACUCGGCCUCACCGCAAUCAAAGAUGCCUACGAUGAUUUCCAACGUCAUAUGUCCGAUUUGCAAGUGAACAAUCGUAAAUCGCAGGCGGUGAAAAAUGGAAAACUGGUCAAGGAGAAGUGGUCCGGCGUGCAGGUGGGCGACAUCAUCCGCAUGGACAACAACCAAUUCGUGGCUGCAGACAUCCUACUGUUGACGUCGAGCGAGCCGAACGGCCUAUGUUACAUCGAGACUGCGGAGCUGGACGGCGAGACGAACCUGAAAUGCAGACAGUGCCUGGUGGAGACGGCCGAAAUGGGUCAAGACGAUGGGAAGAUCAGCGCCUUCAACGGCGAGAUCAUCUGCGAAACGCCGAACAAUCUGCUGAACAAGUUCGAGGGUACGCUGACGUGGAACAACAAGCAGUACUCGCUGGACAACGACAAGAUCAUUUUGAGGGGAUGCGUGCUGCGCAACACGCAGUGGUGCUACGGCGUGGUGAUCUUCGCCGGAAAGGAUACGAAGCUCAUGCAGAACAGCGGCAAGACCAAAUUCAAGCGCACCAGCAUAGAUAGACUGCUUAAUUUUCUAAUCAUAGGGAUAGUAUUUUUUUUACUCUCGAUGUGCCUUUUCUGCAUGGUAGGCUGCGGUAUCUGGGAGUCUCUUGUGGGUAGGUACUUUCAGAGGUACCUGCCCUGGGACACCCUGGUGCCGACCGAGCCACUUAGCGGUGCAACGAUAAUAGCGCUGCUCGUGUUCUUCUCGUACGCAAUCGUGCUGAACACGGUGGUGCCGAUCUCGCUGUACGUUUCUGUAGAGGUGAUCCGCUUUGUGCAGAGUUUCCUCAUCAACUGGGACGAGAAGAUGUACCACGAGGAGACGAACACGCACGCGAAGGCACGCACCACCACGCUGAACGAGGAACUCGGACAGAUCGAGUACAUUUUCUCCGAUAAGACGGGAACGCUGACGCAAAACAUCAUGACGUUCAACAAGUGCUCGAUAGCAGGUAAAACGUACGGCGACCUCAUCGACAAGAGCACCGGGGAGAUCGUCGAAAUCACAGCUAGCACGCCUACGAUUGACUUCUCCUCCAAUCCGAACUACGAGGAGGAGUUCAAGUUCUACGAUCACACCCUGCUGGACGCGGUCCAGCGCAACGACGUCGACUGCCACAACUUCUUUCGUCUGCUGGCGCUCUGUCACACGGUCAUGUCCGAAAGCAGAUCGGGUAAGCUCGAGUACCAGGCGCAGUCCCCCGAUGAGGCGGCCCUCGUCUCCGCCGCUCGGAACUUUGGCUUCGUGUUCAUCGAACGUUCACCUAAUAGUAUUACCAUCGAAGUGAUGGGCACCAAGGAGGUGUACGAGCUCCUCUGCAUCUUAGAUUUUAAUAACGUGCGAAAAAGGAUGUCCGUCAUCCUCAGGAAGGACGGACAGCUGCGGCUCUACUGCAAGGGCGCCGACAACGUCAUCUACGAGCGUCUGCGAGCUGAUUCAGACGAGGUCAAGAAUCGAACUCAGGAACACUUAAAUAAAUUUGCGGGUGAAGGUCUGCGGACCUUGUGUUUGGCGAGCAGGGAUCUGGACGAAGAGUUCUUCAACAAAUGGAAGCAACGCCACAUGGAGGCGGCUCUGAGUCUGCAGGACCGCGACGAGCGUCUGGACGCCAUCUACGAGGAGAUCGAGAGAGAUCUGGUGCUGCUCGGCGUCACGGCCAUCGAGGAUAAGCUGCAGGACGGCGUCCCGCAGACCAUUGCCAAUUUGAUGCUAGCGGGAAUUAAAAUAUGGGUACUUACGGGUGAUAAACAAGAAACUGCUAUAAACAUAGGUUACUCUUGCCAAUUACUUACCGACGAGAUGGUGGACGUGUUCAUCGUGGACGCGUCCACGUACGACGACGUGCACGAGCAGCUGCUAAAAUUCAAGGACAACAUCCGGAUAGUGAACAGGUUCAGCAGACGGAGCACGACGCCCGUCAACCAGCAGACGACCAACGGCCGUUUGGAUACGAGCACGGUGCCGGUGGGCGUGGCCUGCGACGGCGACCAGAUGGGCAUGUCGACUCCGCCCCCGAUGCACCAUCACCAGCAGAACCCCGCCCCGCCGCCGGCCGUCAGCGUGGUGACUUUCAGGUGGGGUGACGAUGCGUACGGUGACACUGUGAGAGCAAGCACCGAGUUGGAGUACAGCGAGGGCCAGAAGAUCGACGAGACCGUGUCGACGUCCGCCGAAUUCGCGAUCGUCAUCAACGGGAAUUCUUUGGUACAUUGUUUGCAUCCGCAGCUGGAGAGGCUCUUCCUGGACAUCGUCACUCAGUGCAGGAGCGUCAUCUGCUGUCGCGUCACUCCACUGCAAAAGGCUCUGGUCGUCGAGCUGAUCAAGAAGAAUAAGCAUGCUGUAACUCUGGCUAUAGGCGACGGCGCCAACGAUGUCAGUAUGAUCAAAGCCGCUCACAUAGGUGUCGGCAUCUCGGGACAGGAAGGUAUGCAGGCCGUCCUCGCCUCGGACUAUUCGAUAGCCCAGUUCCGUUUCCUGGAGAGGCUCCUGCUCGUGCACGGUCGUUGGUCCUACUAUCGCAUGUGCACGUUCCUGCGGUACUUCUUCAACAAGAACUUCGCGUUCACGCUCUGCCACUUUUGGUACGCGUUCUUCUGCGGUUUCUCGGCUCAGACUGUUUUCGAUCCUAUGUACAUCUCGGUCUACAACCUGUUCUACACGUCGCAGCCGGUCCUGUUCGUCGGCAUCUUCGAUCAGGACGUCAACGACCAGAACUCCGUCCUAUUUCCCCAGCUGUACAGACCCGGCCAUUCCAAUUUGUUCUUCAACAAAAAGGAGUUCUUUCGAAGCGCUCUCCAAGGCUGCUACGUUUCAAUAGUAUUAUUUUUCAUUCCUUAUGGUACUUACUACGAUGCCGUCAGUCCCGAUGGUCAUAUUCUUUCCGAUUACAUGCUUUUCUGCGCGGCCGUGGCUACGAUUCUCGUCAUUGUGAACACGGCUCAAAUCGCAAUGGACACUGCCUAUUGGACCGUGUUCAACCACAUCAUGAUCUGGGGUUCUCUGGCGUUCUACUUCAUAAUGGACUACUUCUACAAUUACGUGAUCGGCGGCAUCUACGUGGGCUCCCUAACGAAGGCUAUGUCUGAGGCGAACUUCUGGUUCACGACGGUGCUGACGGUGAUCAUCUCGGUGAUGCCGGUGCUCGCUUGGCGCUUCUACUUUGUGGACGUCUUCCCGAGCCUCUCCGACCGUGUCCGUCUGAAGCAGCGGGUGGCAACGAUGAGGUCGCGCCAGAGCCAGGACGUUCUGCGCACGCCAUCAGCAAGACGCGCCCGUCGCUCCAUCCGAUCCGGGUACGCUUUCGCCCACCAGGAGGGCUUCGGUCGCCUCAUCACCUCCGGUAAGAUCAUGAAGAAGCUACCCACCACCGACUUCAACAUCCUCGGCAAGAACUCCGGAAGUCACAAGACGAGCAAGGUGAGUAGCGUCGCGCCCGCCUCAUCCGGCCAGGACAGCGAGGGCUCCGCCGGUCGGGCCCCCAUCCAGGACCUGGACACCAUCAACUUAUGAGGAUCAUUGAUAAUACCACCAACACCAUCAUCGUCGUCGUCAUAACAUACAUACAUAUAUUAUUACUAUUAACGUUUUUCUCUUUUUGUACUGUUGAAAACUAAUUUGCAAAACGGGAAGGAAAACUGUAUUAUUACUAUAUUUUUUUUUUGUAAAGAAAUAAUUUAUUCCUGUUG
Nicrophorus vespilloides is the source of this 4894-nucleotide messenger RNA. RefSeq names its product probable phospholipid-transporting ATPase IM (gene ATP8B). Gene Ontology annotation, cellular component: plasma membrane. The transcript is spliced from 11 exons. Lineage: Eukaryota; Metazoa; Arthropoda; Insecta; Coleoptera; Silphidae. Gene Ontology annotation, molecular function: ATP binding; magnesium ion binding; ATPase-coupled intramembrane lipid carrier activity. Gene Ontology annotation, biological process: Golgi organization; phospholipid translocation. The record is from RefSeq and is a predicted model, not a curated record. Bases 612 to 4718 code for a protein of 1368 amino acids.